AUGGGCUCGCCGAUUUCGGGAUUCAUCGCCGAGGCGGUGCUACAGCGGUUGGAGUCGCUGGUCUUCCAACACCACAGACCGAAAUUCUGGGCUCGGUAUGUGGACGAUGCCUUCGUCGUCAUCGAACGGGAUCAGGUGCUUACGUUCAAAGAACGUCUCAACAGCGUCUUCCCGGACAUACAAUUCACGAUGGAGGAGGAAGAGAAUAACCAGCUGGCAUUCCUUGAUGUCCUCGUCUGUGGUGGCCUAAAGACCAAAGUGUUCAGAAAAGCAACGAACACGACGCAAAUUCUGAACUUCAGCAGUAACCACCCAAUCUGCCACAAACGCAGUUGCGUAAGAACGCUAUUUUGGCGUGUUGAGACGCACUGCAGUGAACCGGAAAACAAGGUUGCCGAAUCCCAAUAUCUUCGACGGGUUUUCCGAGAAAACGGUUACCCGCGCAACUUCGUCAACCAGUGCCUGCGCAAACGAGACGAGCGACAAAAUCGCGCCGACCCCAAAUUCUGGCGAGCGAUCCCGUUCAUCAAGAACGUCUCCGAGGCCGUUAGCCGCCUUCUUGCACCACUUGGGGUUGGAGUUGCGCACAGACCGGAGGCCACCAUGAGGCGUCAAGUGAUGAGACCAAAAGACCCACUGCCACGGCAAGAAACAUGUGGAGUCGUUUACCGGAUCUGGUGCAGUUGCGGACAAAGCAACUGCGUCGGAGAAACUGGAAGACUGCUUCGGACGCGAAUCGCCGAACACGUGGCAGCUGUACGGAGAAAUGACGCCAACUCUCAGGUCGCGGCCCAUUCGACGAGACCCGGCCACUUAUUCAAGUUCGAUGAGGCCGAAUUUCUCGCGAGAGGGGAUAAUCGCGUGGGCCGCGAGUUGCUUGAGUCAUGGUUCACGGGACCUCAGUCUAUCAACAAGUGCAACGACAUCCCCACUCCACAUUCUGUCCUGAGGCAUAGACUGGCCAAAGCAAUUGACCACUCGAGGAGCGCGCAAGCACGUGAGCCAGGUGGCCGAGCAAUCAUCACGCCAGCAUCCAACACAGGUGAUGAGAUGUCAGCAAUUAACAACUUGCAUGCCGGCCAUUAA
This is a messenger RNA of Spirometra erinaceieuropaei, 1086 nucleotides long. Lineage: Eukaryota; Metazoa; Platyhelminthes; Cestoda; Diphyllobothriidea; Diphyllobothriidae. The record is from the annotation of a GenBank genome assembly.